This is a messenger RNA of Pterocles gutturalis (yellow-throated sandgrouse), 3557 nucleotides long. It is a transcript of the gene EML6, whose product is annotated as echinoderm microtubule associated protein like 6. Gene Ontology annotation, molecular function: microtubule binding. The record is from RefSeq and is a predicted model, not a curated record. NCBI's taxonomy places the organism in Eukaryota, Metazoa, Chordata, Aves, Pterocliformes, Pteroclidae. The transcript has 28 exons. The annotation marks the transcript as partial.
CUGAUGGAAAAUGUUUGGCAUCUGUUGGGCUAGAUGAUAAUCAUGCCAUUGUGUUUUGGGAUUGGAAAAAAGGAGAAAAGCUAUCAACAACCAGGGGCCAUAAAGAUAAAAUAUUUGUAGUGAAGUGUAAUCCUCAUCAUGUAGACAAACUAGUCACAGUUGGGAUGAAGCACAUCAAAUUUUGGCAGCAAACAGGUGGAGGCUUUACAUCAAAACGAGGAACAUUUGGAACUGCUGGAAAACUGGAAACUAUGAUGAGUGUUUCCUAUGGGCGAAUAGAAGAUUUAGUUUUCUCUGGUGCUGCUACUGGAGACAUUUAUAUCUGGAAGGAUACUCUGUUGCUUAAGACAGUGAAAGCACACGAUGGACCUGUGUUUGCCAUGCAUGCAUUAGAUAAGGGUUUUGUAACUGGUGGAAAAGAUGGAAUUGUGGCACUUUGGGAUGAUACGUUUGAAAGAUGUCUGAAGACGUACGCUAUUAAAAGGGCAGCACUAUCUGCUAGUUCUAAAGGUUUACUUUUAGAAGACAAUCCUUCUAUUCGAGCCAUCAGUCUGGGACAUGGGCAUAUACUAGUGGGAACUAAAAAUGGAGAAAUACUUGAAAUUGAUAAAAGUGGUCCAAUGACUCUACUUGUUCAGGGACAUAUGGAAGGAGAAGUCUGGGGCUUGGCAGCUCACCCUCUCUUGCCUGUCUGUGCAACAGUGAGUGAUGAUAAAACACUACGAAUCUGGGAACUUUCAUCCCAGCACCGCAUGCUGGCAGUAAGGAAGCUCAAGAAAGGUGGACGAUGCUGUGCCUUUUCCCCUGAUGGGAAAGCCUUGGCUGUAGGGUUGAACGAUGGGAGUUUUCUGGUGGUGAAUGCUGACACUGUUGAAGAUAUGGUCUCUCUUCACCACAGAAAGGAAAUGAUCUCAGACAUAAAGUUUUCACGAGAAUCAGGAAAGUACCUGGCUGUGGCUUCCCAUGAUAAUUUUGUAGAUAUUUACAAUGUACUUACCAGCAAAAGAGUUGGCAUUUGUAAAGGUGCAUCUAGCUAUAUCACACACAUUGACUGGGACUCAAGAGGAAAGUUAUUGCAAGUCAAUUCUGGUGCCAAAGAACAACUAUUUUUUGAAGCACCAAGGGGAAAAAGACAUAUUAUAAGAAUUGCUGAGAUAGAGAAGAUUGAGUGGGACGCCUGGACAUGUGUUCUUGGUCCUACAUGUGAAGGAAUUUGGCCCACGCACAGUGAUGUCACUGUUGUAAAUGCAGCUAGUCUUACCAAAGAUGGAACACUAUUAGCUACAGGAGAUGAUUUUGGGUUUGUGAAGCUUUUUUCAUAUCCAGUGAAGGGCCAACAUGCAAAAUUCAAGAAGUACGUGGGUCACAGCGCACAGGUAACCAAUGUGCGGUGGUUGCACAAUGAUUCUGUGCUGCUGACUGUAGGUGGUGCUGAUACAGCUUUGAUGAUCUGGACCCGAGAAUUUUUGGGCAUUCAAGAGAGUAAGCUGGUUGAUAGUGAAGAAUCAGACACAGAUGCAGAAGAAGAUGGAGGUUAUGAUAGUGAUGUUGCAAGAGAAAAAGCAAUUGACUAUACCACUAAGAUCUAUGCAGUAAGCAUCCGAGAAAUGGAAGGGACAAAACCACAUCAACAGCUGAAGGAGGUUUCAGUAGAAGAGAGGCAGGGAAUUGUCAAGGGAUCAAGGCCACCAGUUAGCAGAGCUGCUCCUCAACCUGAAAAACUGCAAAAGAACAAUAUCAGCAAAAAAAAGAAACUGGUUGAGGAGCUGGCUUUAGACCAUGUUUUUGGAUACAGAGGAUUUGAUUGUCGCAACAACCUUCAUUACCUAAAUGAUGGUGCUGAUAUUAUUUUCCACACAGCUGCAGCAGGCAUAGUUCAAAAUCUUUCUACUGGUAGUCAGAGUUUCUACCUGGAGCACACUGAUGACAUUCUCUGCCUAACUGUGAAUCAGCACCCAAAGUAUAAAAAUAUUGUGGCUACCAGCCAGAUCGGUACAACUCCCACAAUUCAUAUAUGGGAUGCUAUGAGUAAGCAAACAAUUUCAAUGCUACGUUGCUUCCAUACCAAAGGGGUCAACUAUGUUAACUUCAGUGCAACUGGCAAACUUCUGGUGUCAGUGGGAGUUGAUCCAGAACAUACUAUCACAGUGUGGAGGUGGCAAGAAGGGGCUAAAGUUGCUAGCAGGGGAGGACACCUGGAGAGGAUAUUCGUUGUAGAGUUCCGCCCAGAUUCAGACACUCAGUUUGUGUCUGUUGGAGUAAAACACAUGAAAUUCUGGACAUUAGCUGGCAGUGCUUUGCUUUAUAAGAAAGGAGUCAUUGGUUCCAUGGAAGAUGCCAAAAUGCAAACCAUGCUUUCUGUUGCCUUCGGAGCAAAUAACCUUACAUUUACGGGUGCCAUAAAUGGAGAUGUCUACGUCUGGAAGGAUCACUUUCUGAUUAGACUUGUGGCAAAAGCUCACACAGGGCCAGUGUUCACAAUGUACACGACUCUUCGAGAUGGACUCAUUGUCACAGGAGGGAAGGAGAGACCCACUAAAGAAGGGGGAGCUGUAAAGCUAUGGGAUCAGGAGAUGAAACGGUGCCGAGCAUUUCAGCUUGAGACAGGCCAGCUCAUCGAGUGUGUGCGCUCCGUCUGCAGAGGAAAAGGAAAAAUUUUAGUGGGAACAAAAGAUGGAGAAAUCCUUGAAGUAGGAGAAAAAAAUGCUGCUUCAAACUUGUUGAUUGACUGUCACAUGGAAGGGGAAAUCUGGGGCUUAGCAACUCAUCCCUCAAAAGACAUAUUUAUCUCUGCAAGUAAUGAUGGAACAGCAAGAAUCUGGGAUCUGUCUGACAAAAAGCUGCUGAACAAAGUGAAUCUGGGUCAUCCAGCAAGAUGUGCCACCUAUAGUCCUGAUGGUGAAAUGGUUGCAAUUGGCAUGAAGAAUGGAGAAUUUGUUAUUUUACUUGUAAACAGCCUUAAAGUUUGGGGUAAAAAGCGAGACAGGAAGUCUGCAAUUCAGGAUAUCAGGAUCAGCCCAGAUAACAGGUUUUUGGCUGUGGGUUCACAAGAACAUACUGUAGAUUUUUAUGAUCUCACUCAAGGUACAACCCUAAACCGAAUCGGCUACUGCAAAGACAUUGCAAGUUUUGUCAUACAGAUGGAUUUUUCUGCAGACAGCAGGUACAUUCAGGUAUCAACGGGUGUCUAUAAGCGUCAGGUUCACGAGGUACCACUAGGAAAGCAAAUAACAGAUCCUGCCUUGAUAGAAAAGAUCACAUGGGCCACGUGGACAAGCAUUCUUGGAGACGAAGUCAUUGGAAUUUGGCCGCGAAACGCAGAUAAAGCAGAUGUCAAUUGUGCGUGUGUGACCCACGCUGGCCUAAAUAUAGUCACAGGAGAUGACUUUGGUCUGGUGAAACUGUUUGAUUUCCCAUGCACAGAAAAAUUUGCCAAACACAAGCGGUAUUUUGGGCACUCUGCGCAUGUCACCAACAUACGUUUUUCUCACGAUGACAAGUACGUUAUAAGUACAGGAGGAGAUGACUGCAGUGUAUUUGUAUGGCGAUGCCUGUGA